AUGGAUUCUAACCAUGAAGAGGUUAAUUCCUUUGAUCAUUUACCAGACAAUCUCCUGCUCUUAAUCUUCGACAAAAUCUUAGACCUAGAGGCCAAAGCCUUAGUGAGUUGCUUUCUAGUUUCCAAGCGCUUUGCUUCCCUCAUCCCUCAAACCAACACCAACACUGUUUUGAUCGAAAUGGAAGCCCCUGCCAAUAUUCCUCAAUCCAAAAAAAGCCGAGGUACCUCACGAAGUUUAUUCAAGAACAUCUUAAGCAAACUCAGCAGCAAGUCCAAGCCGAGGUACCUAGUGCAGCGGGAGAUAAGAGGCUCUGACGUGUUAAAGAUCUUUCGAGAGAUCAAAUGUCUGAAAAUCCAAAGUCACUCCACUGGAGUGAAAAACCCUUUUGUUGCGGGCUUCCUCAUGUGGAAGGCAUUUUUUGGGGCUAAAUUUCGUUAUUGCCUCUUUCUUUUUGCACCAUUCGUCCACAAAGAAAACGAUGAUGACCCUUUAAAGAAUACAAUAGUGCAUAGCAAUGACAAAGAGGGUGAAGAAGUUUUUCAAUUUCUUCGGACUUUUGGCGGAUUUCAUUUGCAAGAAGCAUUACAAAGACAUCGCUAUGUUAAAGAUACAAUUUCGGAUAAUCAGUGCAUUCUUAAGAGAGUCGUGGUUUGUGACUCGGAGAAUCGAGGAAAGGUGUGUAUGGGAGAAGAAGAUAUUGCGGAGUGUAGGAGUUGGCAUGUUGAUAAUGAUACUAAGGAUACAACAACAACAUUGUACUAUAAUUGCAAGAUGUGGUAUGUGCCUGUUUUGGAUUUGCCAAUGCACGGAUGCACAAUGAAGGGGGCCACACUUCUUUGGGUCUAUCCUGCUAGUGUGACAAUGAGCAAAGAGAAGGAUGUCUUGAAAGGAUUUGAAGAUGAUGAAGAGGAGCAGUGGGGGAUUUUCAAUGAAGCUGUAAGGGAGAUUGUGCACAACAACAAUAUCGAUAAGAGAAUGUUUCAUACAACUUCGUUUUCAUGA
Molecule: messenger RNA, 1002 nt
Organism: Quercus lobata
Lineage: Eukaryota; Viridiplantae; Streptophyta; Magnoliopsida; Fagales; Fagaceae
Product: F-box protein At1g30200-like
Exons: 1
Coding region: 1-1002 (333 amino acids)
Molecular function (GO): protein binding
Source: RefSeq, a predicted model, not a curated record